AUGGACCGCACAGACCCAGAGGGUCGCCAAGCACAAAGAACAAUGUCUCUAGAAAACUCCAAUGCUAACUCAACAGGGAAGACCCCACGGGUGGCUUUCAGCCAUGCAAGUGAAUCUUCCAACCGCAUUAUGAAACCAUCAACGACUCCAGUUUCCUCAGUCUCAAAGAAUGGGACAGUCACCACCGUGAAACCCAUAGUAACAUCUAAAAUGACAACACCAGGGGUCUCAACAGAUAUAACUUCCACCACCUUAGAGUCUACACCCCAAAUAACAAGUGUUUCAAAAAACAUCCCGGAUGUCUCAACAUCCACAAUGACUACAACCCACAGUAGUUCGGUGACAUUUGUUUCUUCAUCAGUAACAAUUACAGCAACUAUUAACUCUAAAGAAAAUAAGAGAUCAAAAUCUGAUACUGGCAGCUUUGUUGGUAGUAUUGUAUUAAAUUAUGGAAUUUAAUCUAUGCUUUACAUUGGAUGCAAAAUAUACUAUUCAAGAAGAGGCAUUUGUUAUAUACCCAUCUGUGAACAUGAUGCCAUCAUUUAA
Molecule: messenger RNA, 546 nt
Organism: Physeter macrocephalus (sperm whale)
Lineage: Eukaryota; Metazoa; Chordata; Mammalia; Artiodactyla; Physeteridae
Product: porimin-like
Cellular component (GO): cytoplasmic vesicle
Source: RefSeq, a predicted model, not a curated record